Molecule: messenger RNA, 638 nt
Organism: Etheostoma cragini (Arkansas darter)
Lineage: Eukaryota; Metazoa; Chordata; Actinopteri; Perciformes; Percidae
Exons: 4
Coding region: 117-623 (168 amino acids)
Source: RefSeq, a predicted model, not a curated record
AAGAAAACAGUCAUAUCCUCAGCGUAGAAGUGUAGUAAAGACGGUCUCAGCGGAGCAGACGCCCUCCUAACAGCUCUCAUACAGGACUGCAGCAGGACUUUACACAUCUGUUCAGGAUGAUCAGAACUCCACAGGACGACAUCGAGGAAAUGGAGGAAGAAGCAGCAGCUAACUAUGUUAAUGCUCCAGCACGCACUGGGAAGAAAAUGGCCGCUCGUCCAGGCCAGACGUCUCGCUGCUUCUCUCAGUCUUUUCUACCCAUAGCAGUGUGUUGGCUGAUACUGUUGGUCAUCAUGGGCCUCCGUAUCUACUUUACCAAUCGCAACCUCAACAGCAGUGUCUUCGAAAAACCGACCACAAACCUGACAGCAUUAAACCAGGAGCUGGAGUCACGAAACCAGGAGCUGGAGUCACGAAACCAGGAGCUGGAGUCACGAAACCAGGAGCUGGAGACACAAAACCAGGAGCUGGAGACACAAAACCAGGAGCUGGAGACACGAAACCAGGAGCUGGAGACGGAGAUGAAGAACUUAAAAGGACCGAUACCAGACAUGAGUCGAGCUCAGUGGAGCAUCGAUGAAUACUGCCCCAAAGUAAAGAAGGGUAUGUUAAGAUCACAAUAAUGAGAUCCAAUAAUA